Messenger RNA from Rotaria sordida, 3018 nucleotides. The record is from the annotation of a GenBank genome assembly. NCBI's taxonomy places the organism in Eukaryota, Metazoa, Rotifera, Eurotatoria, Philodinida, Philodinidae.
AUGAUAUUGACCUUAAUAACGAUCAUUUUCGGUUGUUCAUUAAGUUUCUUAUCUUUUCAAGUUCAAGCAAAUACAUGCAAUACUUACAAUCAUCCACAAUAUGGUACUGGUCAAUGUAUUGAUCGAAAUCUAUGUCCAAAUUCAUUAUAUCUAUCUGGUUUAUGUGAAUUACAACCAUCUAAUAUUGUAUGUUGUUUUUCAGUAGAACCAAUGAAAGAAGAAUUUCGAGCUAUAUGGAUAGCUACAGUAACUAAUAUUGAUUGGCCAUCAUCGAAAGCAGCUACACCUGCUGAACAACAAUCUGAAUUACUUAAUAUUCUAAAUAAAGUUGAAGAAUUAAAUAUGAAUGCUGUCAUUUUUCAAAUUCGUCCUGCUAGUGAUGCUUUUUAUUCAUCAUCAUUAGAACCAUGGAGUUUCUAUUUAACUGGCACACAAGGUGUUGCACCAUCACCAUUUUGGGAUCCAUUAGCAUUCAUUAUCAAUGAAGCACAUAAACGAAAUAUUGAAGUACAUGCAUGGCUUAAUCCAUAUCGUGCUCGUACGGGUGGUGCAACCUAUGAAUUAGCACCUACUAAUAUGGCUAAAAGAUUUCCAGAAUAUGCUUAUCCAUAUGCAAAUAAUAUAUGGAUGGAUCCUGGCGCAGCUGUAGUUCAACAAUUCACAGUCAACGUUACUGCAGAUAUUGUUAGUCGUUAUGCUGUUGAUGGAAUACAUAUCGAUGAUUAUUUCUAUCCAUAUAGUGAUGGUACUGAAUUUCCUGAUGCUGCUACCUAUGCUACUUAUCAAGCACAAGGUGGCAAAUUAAAUAAAGCAGAUUGGCGUCGUUUAAAUGUCAAUAAUUUAAUUCAUUCGAUGUAUACAACAAUGCAUGCUAUUCGACCAAAAGUUAAAUUUGGUGUUUCACCAUUUGGAAUAUGGAAAAGUGGUACACCAGCUGGUAUAACGGGUUUAUCAUCAUAUGAUAGUUUAUAUGCUGAUAGUCGAAUGUGGUUAGAACAAGGUUUAGUUGAUUAUAUGGCACCACAACUUUAUUGGGCAAUUGAUCCACCAGCACAAUCUUAUCCUGUUUUACUUAAGUGGUGGAUAGAACAAUCAACUAAAGGUCGUCAUGUUUAUGCUGGUAAUGCUGCAUAUAAAAUGGCUCAAGGUGCUGUUCAAUGGCAAGCAAAUGAAAUAGUUCGACAAGUAAAUAUAACUCGAUCAAUGCGUGAUCGACUUGCACUUGAAAACGAGAAAGACAUAAACAUUAAAUAUGCAACAAUGGUGCGUUCAAUAGAUUCUCAAUCAAGACAACAUUUGUUUUUAUGCUAUGUAGCACAUAUGAGAUGGACCCAGCGAUACGGUGUUAUGGCGGUAGCCAUUAUUGUUAUACUUGCAUUUAUUUUCGUUUUACAUCAAAAACAAUUGUAUGAAGAACAGACACGACAAACAAUUGAAUCAUUACAAAAUCGUAUUGAUUAUGUUUCACGUCUUAAUGAUGAACAUUUACAAGAAUUAUCAGUUAUAAAACAACAAAAUAUUCGUUUAACUCGUUCAGUUAAUUCAAUUAAAUCUUGUCAUCGUCGUUUUGGUACAAAUAAUAAUAUUAAUAAUAAUAAUAAUAAUAAUAGUAAUAGUAAUAGUUUAUCAAUAAUAAAUUUCAAUAGUACAACUGGUGACGAAACAUUAAAUGAUAAUAUAAUUGAUUCAAUUAAAAAUGUUUUUCAUUUACCACCUAGUUUUAAUUAUUUAAAACAUCUUAAUAAUAAACAUGAUAUGUUAUCACCAUCAUUUCAUCGUCAAACAACAAAUGGAAAAUAUUUACGCCAAAAUAUAUCAUUUAUUAUUGGUAUACCAACAGUUAAACGUGAUAAACAAUCAUAUCUUAUUGAAACAAUUAAAUCAUUAAUUGAUAAUUUAAAUAAUGAUGAUAUUGAACAUUUAUUAAUUGUUAUAUUUAUUGCUGAACCAUUCGAUAUUGAAUAUGUACGUACAACAGCUCAUCAAAUAGAAAAACUUUAUAAUAAAUAUAUUGAAAAUGGUUUAAUUGAAAUAAUAAGUCCACCAAUUGAAUUUUAUCCUGAUUUUGAUCAAUUAGCAUUAAGUUUAAACGAUAAUAAAGAACGAGUUAAAUGGCGUACAAAACAAAAUUAUGAUUUUACUUAUUUAAUGAUGUAUUCAUCAAUAAGAGGAAAAUAUUAUAUACAAUUAGAAGAUGAUGUUGUUACAAAACCUGAUUAUAUUCAUAUUAUUGAAAAUUUUAUUAAUCUACAAAAAACACAAAAUUGGUUUAUGCUGGAAUAUUCAAGUUUAGGUUUUAUUGGUAAAAUGUUUCAUACUAGUGAUCUUGAUGCACUAGUGAAUUUCUUUCUAAUGUUCUCUGCUGAUAAGCCAAUUGAUUGGUUACUUGAAUAUUAUCAAGAUACAAAAUAUUGUUCAUUUGGUGCUGAUAUUCAAUCAUGUGUACGAACAAAAGGUUUACAUCGUUUUCGUUUUCGUCCAUCAUUAUUUCAACAUAUUGGAAUGUAUUCAUCAUUAAAAGGCAAAAUACAAAAAUUAAAAGAUAAAGAUUUUGGUAAAAAUAUUAAAUUAUUUAAAGCUCAUGAAAAUCCACAUGUAUCAUCAAUUGUAUCAACAUUAAAAGAUUAUGAUAAACAUACAUUAAUGAGUUGUUAUGCAGGACAAAAUUUUUUUUGGGCAUUACAACCUAAAAAAGGUGAUACUAUUGAAUUUAAAUAUGAUCCACCACUUUUAUUAUCGAGAGUUUAUUUUAAAUCGGGUAAUCCAGAACAUCCAGGAGAUAAAUUUUUUAACACAACUAUUGAUUUAUUACCAUAUGUACAACCAAAAGAAGAAAUUAAUUCUAUUAAAGAUCAUGAUGGUUUUUAUACAGUAGCGAAUUUUUCACAUGAAACUGGUAUUGGUGAAGCUUUUAUUAAUAAAGCAUUUGGGCCUAUAUCAAAUGUGCGUUUAAAAGUGCAUUCAAAAUCAGAAGCAUGGGUUAUAUUGAAUGAGAUACUUAUUGAACCGGUCACAUAA